AAAAGUGAGGUUCCUCUUCUUCCCACCAGAAUGAUUCUCUAUUUAUUUUAUUUUUCGUUUAAUCUCUUCGUUGUUUUAAAACUAAACACGUGAAACUCUCCUGGUAAAGUUGAGAAGGGGCAGGAGUAUUAAAGCAGAGAAAGCAGUGCCCCGGCCGUGAAAUUUAGCCGGAUCGGCAAAGAUCCCUUGCAAUCUCCUCCGUGCAGGAUGGCCGGCGGCAACCAUCCGAAGUCUUCUCUCCACAACAAACCUCCGCCCUCCUCCACCUCCUCCGCCUCCCACCGUAAAUCCCGCUGGGAACCAAACUCCUCCACCGUCAAAUCUCCACCCGAUCCCAAACCCUCCACCGCCCCUUCACCCAAACCCAAGCCCAAACCCAACUCUAACCCUAACCAUAGCCCCAAACACCCAUCUGAUCACCCUCCUCUUCUCCCCUUCCCCUUCCCAGAUCCUGCCCCUCUCGGCCCACCCCCUCCUCCCGCCUACGGCUUCCACAUGCUCGAACGCCGUACCAUCGUCCUCGCCGACGGCAGCGUCCGUUCCUACUUCGCCCUUCCCCCGGAUUACCAGGACUUUGCGCCCCGCCCUCUCGACUUCCUUCCUCGCUUCCCUCCGCCCCUCAGCCCCGGUCGCUUCCGCCUCCCUGACUUCCCUCCCGGCGCCGGAAAGCGCAAGUACGGCGAAGACGAUGGCUCCCGGGAUGACCUCGCCAGACAGAGGGAACAGCUCCUCCGUAACGCCAAUGGCCUCUCUAGGAUUUCUGGCGGCGAGUUCUCUGCGGGUCCCAGCGGCGGUACCUCCCUCAAGCGUGAGUUGGUGGACCCCCCUGAAAUGAGGCCCUCCAAGCACUCGAGGCACGAUGGGGCGAGUUUCAGUAGGCACUCGCAGGUGGAUCAGGACGCGUUGAAGAAAGCCUUUGUUACCUUCGCGAAACUCAUCAACGAGAAUGUCUCGCAGAAGAGGAGUUACUUGGAGGAUGGGAAGCAGGGACGCCUUCACUGUCUUGCUUGUGGCACUGGCAGGUCUGCUAAAGAUUUUCCAGAUAUGCAUGCUCUCAUCAUGCACACUUACAACUCAGAUAACGCUGAUUCACAUGUUGAACAUUUGGGAUUGCACAAAGCUCUGUGUGUCUUAAUGGGUUGGAACUACUCAAAGCCUCCUGAUAACUCGAAGGCGUAUCAGUUUUUAUCUGCCGAUGAAGUAGCUGCAAAUCAGGAUGAUUUGAUCAUGUGGCCACCUUUGGUGAUCAUUCAUAACACAAAUACAGGAAAAAGUAGAGAUGGUCGUAUGGAGGGUUUGGGAAACAAAACUAUGGAUAAUAAAAUUAGAGAGCUUGGAUUUAUGGGUGGCAAAUCAAAAUCAUUAUAUGGAAGAGAUGGUCAUUUGGGCAUAACACUGGUUAAAUUUGCUGGGGACCAAUCAGGCUUUAAGGAGGCCAUUCGACUUGCUGAACACUUUGAGAAGGAAAACCAUGGACGCAAUGGUUGGGCCCGUGUGCAGUCACAAACAUUAGGAAAAGAUGAUGAAAAUAAUGCAAACCUUGUUAAUGUGGAUGAGAAAAAAGGAGAGAAAAGGAGGGUCUUGUAUGGCUAUCUUGGGACUGCUUUUGAUCUUGACAAAGUUGAUUUUGACACAAGGAAGAAGGCUGUCAUAGAGAGCAGGAGAGAAUACAAACCACCCAUGUAGUGUUUGACUAUAUGCCAAUGUAAAAUGGGAUACAUGGAAAGUCUUUCCAGUUGCAUAGAGACGAUUCCUGAAGAUGAUAAAAGGUUUUAUGUAUUGUGCUGACCGUUUCAAUGUACAAUAGGAGGCAGCGUUGCCAUCUUUUUUAUUUUAAUUCGAAAUUUAUACUGAAAAUUUUCUGCCAUAGUUACUAUUUAGGCACAUUAAGAAGAUUUGCAUGCCUUUACACCA
Vigna unguiculata (cowpea) is the source of this 1914-nucleotide messenger RNA. RefSeq names its product RNA recognition motif XS domain protein. Gene Ontology annotation, biological process: regulatory ncRNA-mediated gene silencing. Lineage: Eukaryota; Viridiplantae; Streptophyta; Magnoliopsida; Fabales; Fabaceae. The record is from RefSeq and is a predicted model, not a curated record.